UUUAUCUGUCUCCCGUGCCUUUCUCAAAAAAAAAAAAAAAAAAAAAUCUGUCUCCCGUGCCCAUCGGUAGCGAAACCCUAGAAUCGAAUCGAACCGAGGCGAGGCAGAAGGCAGAGGCGGCGGCGGAGACGAGCGGAGAGGAAAUCGAGGAUAAGGCGAAGGAAGAGGCAAUCAUGUCCCUCCGGCGGACCGUCGGUCUCGUCCUCUCACGGAGGUUCUCGCCGCGGGUGAUCCGAAGGGCGGCUCCUGCACGCUCUUUCCACACCUUGAAGGAACUCCCUGUAGGUGAUGGCCUUCGUGGUGCUGCUGGUGUGGCCGCGGCUGCGAUUGCCGGUGUUGGAGCCUGGGCAGUUCAGUAUUUCAGGAAAGGCCCAGAUGAUGACGAGUCAGCUGCUCGCAAGAAAGAGGAGGACAUGAAGGCGAGGUUCGAGGAUUGGAUGAAGGAGUACAACAAGACAUACCGCGACGAGGAAGAGAAGGCUAUGCGGUUCCAAGUGUUCAAGGACACCGUCAAGUCGAUUGAAUCGUUGCCCCCAUCUACCCAGAAGAAGUUGCUUCCACCUAAUGGUUUUGCAGACUUAACAAGCAAGGAACUCCCGUGCAUCGAGCCCUGUAUCGAUGAUGAUUUAGAUGAUAUAGACGGCGAAGAGUACCGCCAGAACAAGUUCCUUGCCGAGAAUGAGAACGGAGAAGAAGUCGUAUGGUAGCCAGAAUGGAAGCCAGCCGUGAACAAUCAGGCAACUCAAGUCUCUGCCUAGAAACAAUAUCCGGUGCAAAUCAGGUGGCUGGUGUAGUUAAAAUUAAAUAACUUGGGGCACUGCUUUAAGUUUGGUGCUAUGUUAAUCUGAACCAUGUGUGGCUUGUGUAGUUAAAUUAAGCAGCUUGGGCACUGCUUUAAGUUUGGUGCUAUGUUAACCUGAACCAUGUGUGGCUGGUGUAGUUAAAUUACGUAGCUUGGGCAUUGCCGUAUGUUAAUCUGAACCAUGUGUGGCUGGUGUAGUUAAAUUAAGUAGCUUGGGCAUUGCCGUAUGUUAAUCUGAACCAUGUGUGGCUGGUGUAGUUAAAUUAAGUAGCUUGUGAUGCUGUUUUAAGUUUA
Triticum aestivum (bread wheat) is the source of this 1096-nucleotide messenger RNA. RefSeq names its product chymopapain. The record is from RefSeq and is a predicted model, not a curated record. The transcript is spliced from 4 exons. The coding region runs from base 174 to 707 and encodes 177 amino acids. NCBI's taxonomy places the organism in Eukaryota, Viridiplantae, Streptophyta, Magnoliopsida, Poales, Poaceae.